AUGGAGAGAUUCUUUAAACCUAAACGAGUCCGUAGUGGUGAAUCUUCAAAUGAGCCUAAUAUUAGUGAACCAGUUCAAAAUCAAUCUUGUGUGGAAUUGAAUUUAAAUGAUAUUGUUAGUGAUCCGGGAUUACGAAAAUCAGUUGAGAAAUUUGAUAUUUCUCUUCGAGACCAUGUCCGAAGAGAGUAUUUGACUAGGGGACCUUGCCAACCGAUUGGCCAUAUGUAUCCAAAAACAUCAUUUGGUAAACAACAUAGAAGUUUCCAAGAUAGUUGGUAUCAAAAGUUUGUAUGGUUAGAGUAUAGCAUAUCGAAAGAUGCGGCGUUUUGCUUUUGGUGCUUUCUUUUCAAAACACAAAAUAAGGGAGGUCGAUAUGCAGAGGAUGCCUUUACAAAAACGGGAUUCAAUAAUUGGAAAAAGGCAAUGGAAAGAUUUAAUGAACAUAUUGGAGCUGUGAAUAGUUGCCAUAAUGAUGCUAGAAUACAGUUUGAAAGUUUUCAAGAUCAAAGGCAUAGUGUGUCAAAUGUGCUACGAUCUUGUGGGCGCGAAAUAGAUAUUGCAUAUCGCACCCGUUUAACUGCUGCUCUGGAUGUGACCCGCUUUCUUUUGAAGCAAGGAUUGGCUUUUCGUGGAAAUGAUGAGUCAACUAGUUCUUCAAAUAGAGGCAAUUUUCUUGAAUUGUUUGAGUGGUAUAGCCAACGAAAUACUGAGAUUUUUGAGGUUGUAAAUCAAAAUGCUCCUGCAAAUAAUCAACUAACUUCUCCAAUGAUUCAAAAAGAUCUGGCACAUGCUUGUGCCUCAGAGAUCACAAGUGUUAUAAUCAAUGAUAUUGGAGACAAUUAUUUUUCCCUAAUAGUUGAUGAGUCUCGAGACAGUUCAGUGAAAGAACAAAUGGGAGUUGUUUUGAGAUAUGUGAACAAAGAAGGGCGUGUGAUUGAACGUUUCCUUGCAAUUGUACAUGUGUCUGACACCACAUCUCUUUGUUUGAAAGAUGCAAUUGAUUCUUUAUUCGCGCAACACGGAUUAUCAUUAUCCAAAUUGAGAGGUCAAGGAUAUGAUGGAGCUUCAAAUAUGCGAGGUGAGUUCAAUGGUUUGAAGGCCCUUAUAUUACAAGAAAAUCCCUAUGCGAUGUAUAUUCACUGUUUUGCUCACCAACUCCAGUUAGUUAUUGUUGCUGUUGCUAAGGGAAAUAUCAUUGUCAGUGAAUUCUUUGUCUAUGUCUCUAUGAUUGUCAAUUUAACUGGAGCAUCAUGUAAAAGGAGAGAUCAAUUAAGACAAAUAGAACAUGAUAAGAUUGUUACACUUUUAGACAGUGGAGAUAUUAUUAGUGGAAAAGGCAAAAAUCAAGAAACUAGUUUAGCAAGACCAGGGGAUACUCGUUGGGGAUCACACUAUCUAACAUUACUUCGUCUAUCCUCUAUGUGGGCUUCGGUGAUUGGAAUAUUGGGAAAUAUACAAGAUGAUGCCACCACUUCUGACAAUAGAGGUAUGGCCAGGGGUUUGAUUGAUAGAAUGAAUGAUUAUGAGUUUGUUUUUGCAUUGCACCUGAUGAAGUAUUUAUUGGGAAUCACAAAUGACUUGUCACUUGUUUUGCAACAAAGGGAUCAAAAUAUUGUCCAAGCCAUGAGUUUGAUUGAUACUAUGAAAUCUCAAUUGCAAGACUUUAGGGAAGAGGGAUGGCAAAUAAUUUUAGAUGAAGUCAACAAUUUUUGUGAGUUGAAUAUGAUUCCCGUGAUUGAUAUGGAAGACAGUAUAGCAAUCCGUGGCAAUGCCAGGCGCAGUCGCAGAGGUCAAACCAUCACUAAUUUUCAUCAUUAUCGCGUGGAAAUUUUUUGUGAGGUUGUUGAUUUAAUUAUACAAGAGAUGAAUAAUCGUUUCUCGGAAGUUAGCACGGAAUUGCUUAGUUGCAUAGCAUGUCUUGAUCCAAAAAGUUCUUUCUCUCAAUUCAAUGUGCAGAAACUACUCCGUCUUGCUGAUUUAUAUCCUGAAGACUUCUCAAGUAACGAUUAUUUAUAUCUUGAGUCUCAACUUCGAAAUUAUAUUUAUAAUGUGCAACGCGAUCCUCAAUUUUCAGAAGUUGGAGAUUUGGGAAGUCUUGCUCAACAAAUGGUUAAAACUGGUAAAAAUACAGUUUUUCCAUUGGUUUAUCGUCUGAUCCAGUUGGCAUUAGUUCUACCAGUUGCGACUGCUUCUGUUGAAAGAGUAUUUUCUGCAAUGAAUAUUGUCAAGACUGAUUUGCGCAACAAAAUGGGAGACGAGUGGAUGAAUGACUGUCUGGUUGUAUACAUCGAGAAGGAUAUUUUUGCAACAAUUGAAAAUGAGCAAAUAUUGCAGCGUUUUCAACGGAUGAAGACUCGCAGAAUGCAAUUGCCUCCUCUUCGUUAUUCGAGUGCAACAACUACCAAUACUUCAAGUGUUAAUCAAUAACAAAUUUUUGGGUAUGUA
Messenger RNA from Coffea eugenioides, 2445 nucleotides. Its product is annotated as zinc finger MYM-type protein 1-like. The record is from RefSeq and is a predicted model, not a curated record. Gene Ontology annotation, molecular function: protein dimerization activity. Lineage: Eukaryota; Viridiplantae; Streptophyta; Magnoliopsida; Gentianales; Rubiaceae. Bases 1 to 2427 code for a protein of 808 amino acids. The transcript has 2 exons.